Messenger RNA from Belonocnema kinseyi, 2796 nucleotides. It is a transcript of the gene Brd7-9, whose product is annotated as bromodomain-containing protein 7. The record is from RefSeq and is a predicted model, not a curated record. Gene Ontology annotation, cellular component: nucleus. The transcript is spliced from 6 exons. Gene Ontology annotation, biological process: regulation of transcription by RNA polymerase II. NCBI's taxonomy places the organism in Eukaryota, Metazoa, Arthropoda, Insecta, Hymenoptera, Cynipidae. Bases 145 to 2448 code for a protein of 767 amino acids.
ACCUUAACCCGAUGCAUGAGCGGUACGCGCUAAGCUUUGUGUUUCUGUUUGCAAAAUUGAUUUGGAGAAUAGUUUUUUUUAUCUUUUAAUUCGUGUGUGAUUCGAUCCUAAGAUAGUUAUAAAUUGUGGUCUCAGCAGGAAACAAUGAACACGAAGAAGAACAAAAAGCACAAAAGGGAAAGGCAAGAAGAUUACUCGACACCAGAUAGACCACCAGGUUUGAAACUAAUUUUGAAGGUCGGUGGGAACAGUGGAACUCCUGAACACGGUUCUGAAUCUCCCAGCCAAGCAGCCAUGCUCUCGCAACAAUAUCAGCAGCAAUUAGGGCUUAAUUACUCUGUCACUCAGGGCGAUUCUGAGUAUGAUAGGUACAUGGGCCACAAAAAGCUCAAAAAGAAGAAGAAAAAGAAGGACAAGCGGCACAAACACCAUCACAAAGACAGAAAACGAAAGCGCGAAGAGUCGAGUCAAGAGUCAGUUGGCGACGGAGACGAGAGUUUGCAGGAAGUGCCGAAGAAAAUAGCAAAUCAACAAUUGAUGGCACCAAGGCCGCCAAAUCCCGAUCUCAGAAUCGGAACAUCACCCCUCUCAAGUGGACUCUCGCCCCAUCGCGAACCGCGAACAUGUGUCCUCCGGAAAAUUGCCGAGCGUACUCCUCUUCAACGACUGCUCGAGCAUUUGUUGAAGUCGAUGGAGAAGCGCGAUCCGCAACAAUUUUUCGCCUGGCCCGUGACCGACAAUAUUGCGCCCGGCUACUCGCAAAUCAUUCCCAAUCCAAUGGACUUCAGUACAAUCAAGCAGAAGAUAGAUGAGAACAGUUAUCCGAAUCUGAACGAAUUCAUUGACGAUUUCAAGCUGAUGUGCAAUAAUGCGAUGACCUACAAUCAGCAGGACACAAUUUAUUACAAGGCGGCGAAGAAGCUUCUGCAUGUUGGAUUGAAAAUGGUGACGCCCGAGAAAUUGCGUCAACUUCGGCCAGUCUUAACCUACAUGCAUGAUAUUUCGAAGGAGGAGCUUGGCUUCGAGUUGGGCGUUGAGGAUCCAAAUAAUCCGGAUGUUCUUGUCACGGAGGAGCAGAUUGAGAAGGAGCGAGAGCAGGAGGAGAGGAAUGAGGAGGCGGAGGAAUUGAGGAAGGAGCAUCAGAGGAAAAUGAGACUGGCGAGUUUGGGCAAAUUUGAGGCGAUUCCGGAUGAUUUGACGCCCGACGAGAUUCUCAAGCAGGCGAAGAGUGCGGCGAAGGCGGCAGCCGAAAAAUUGAAUAUGAAGAGGUACGGCUCGAAAAUGGGAUUUUUGCGACAGAAGAAGGAUGGGACGACGAGUCUGCAAAUUAUUGUCCCGGGCGAUGGAGUCAUUCCGGGAACGAAUCAACGGCCCGUUUCCCUCGGACAGCUGAUUGGAAAAUUAAGUCACGGCACUGGAUCCUUGGCGGGAUUCAGAGAAGACCGGAGAAAUAUGUCGAAGCCAGUAAAGCCUCUUUAUUAUGGUGCAUUUGGUUCCUAUGCACCAAGUUAUGACUCGACUUUUGCCAAUCUGACGAAAGAUGAAUCGGAUUUGGUUUAUCAAACUUACGGCGACGAGACUGCGGUUCAGUACGCUGAAUCGAUUCUUGAUUUUGCCAAGGACUGCGACUACACACUGAAUAUGGUGGAUGAACUUCUUGAUAUUUUGACAAGUGGCGAGCACCGGAAAACGAAGAAAUUCCUCGAUGAGAAGCGGAGGCUGAAGGAAGAGGAGGAGAAGAUUAAGCAUUUGCUGGAAAAACCAAUCCAAGAGGUUAAUCGGAAUCCUCAGGUUGAGAAAGUCAAGGUUGACGUUGAUCAGCUUAAGUCACUUUCUGAACUCGGAAUCGAUAUCAACUUUCUUGAUAAUAUGGAAGAAGAGCUGAAAGUGAAUGACGAGCGGUCAAGUAUACAGAGUCGUCUCGACGACACUUCUCAAUUGUUGAGCCAUCUCCAGCAAGUGCAACACGAUCGUCUCUCGGCUCUGCCACCCGCUCAUCUCACCAAUGUACCAAAGCCAAAAGAGAACGAAGUGAGCUUGGCCGAAAAAAUCACCGAGAAUUUGACCGAAAUUUCGAAAAAGUUGCCUCCCUCCGCAAUUGCCCCGGUCGAUGGCUUGCGCAAAGCGAUGGGAAUCGCACCCGUUGGUGGUGGAGCCGAACCAAUGGACGUCGAGCCAAUCACGCACAAUCCCUCGAUCGUCACGGACAGUGCGCUCGCAAGUGUCAAUCAAAUUUCGGAAAAUUUAUUGCCAACUCCCUCGGCCAUCGAUGGCCAGAUGCAAAUUAAUAUUGGUCAAAGUGCGGCGGCACUGUUGGGAGCGAGCGAAUCGGCCGGUGUUCCAGAUUUGGAAUCGGAACUCCGCGAAUUCCUCGAGAGUGAUCCUACCUUGGGGCAUUCUCCUUUACACGACGAUAAGACUUUAGAGGAUAUACUCUCCGAGUCCUAAGGCACUCAAUUGUAAUUUAAUUCCGCGAUAGGAUGUAUAAAAGAAGAAAGAAAUGUUCUAAAGAGUUUGGGGGCCACAUUGAAAUUAUGUAAGGGAUUAUAAGGCCCUCUCUGAGAUUCACCAGCUUUCUGUAAGUAAUUUUUAGUUUCCGGAAAUGUUUUUUUUUUUUUUUUUUUAGUUAUUGCUAGUAGAAUUAGGGUGUUUGAGAAGUUCAUUUUUUUUUAAUUCCAGGAUUUUUCCUUGAAUAAUUUUUCAUUUUGCUUAAUCAAUAAUAUUCAAGUAUGAACAUUUUAACCUUGUGAUAUUUUUCACGUAAGUUUCUUUUUUAAACGGAAUAAAACAGUAUGU